GGGCGGGAUUCCGCCAGCCGCGGCUGCUGCUGGAGCCGGUGUCCGGGCUGGUGAUGGGGUUAAUUCCCUUUCGUAAGACUCUUACUUGCACCCACCCAGCCCCGCCGUCGCCCCGCCGCGCCGCGCUCCAGCCGCCUCCUCCUCAUUCUCAGUAACGCGGGCCACUGAAAGGUAUGAUAUAUUUGAUCCAAAACAGUCCAUUUCAGUCCAGGAAUCUACAGUGGUGACAAGGACAUGGGACUCCUCCUGCCAGAUUCCAUAUGGUUCAAGACAAUUGACAUCCUGGCUGACAACUGUGAAAAAGAACCUUGGAUUAUUUUAUUUUAUUUUUGUGGGACACCACAAUCUCAAAUCCAUAGGACGCAUCAGGCUUCAAGUUCCCUGUAGAAUUCUAAAAUAACCCUUGCUAAUGAGGAUGUCUGAUACUGUUACUGUAAAAAAUGAAACUGAAACAAUGAAGGAUUUGGAGGCAGAAGUGAAAGAUACAACAAGAGUUGAAAAUCUUAUAAAAUCAGAAAACUAUGGGAAGAUUUUGGCAGAGAAGAAUGAACGUUGUAUUGACAACAAUACUGAUUUGCAGCGGCCAUUGCAGUCAUUUGGACAGACAGGAAAAAGGUCUAAGUCAAGCUCAAAGUUAAAGCUAGUUCGGAGCCUUGCAGUGUGUGAAGAAUCUCCACCACCCCCUACAGCAGAGAUAUCCCAGGAGAACCAGGAGAAAAUUCAGAUCCAGUUAACACAAUCAUUUGAAAAAGAGGAGAAGCCCACAAAAGAUGAAGCAGAAAAAGAAAAAGCCAGUGAUAAGUUGCCCAGAAAAAUGUUAUCAAGAGAUUCCAGUCAAGAAUAUACUGAUUCAACUGGCAUAGAUCUACAUGAAUUUUUAGUAAAUACAUUAAAAAACAAUCCCAGUUAUUUGACCAAGGUCCUAUGGAACAUUGGGGUGGGGAUCAGGGACAGAAUGAUGCUGUUGAAAUUGGAACAAGAAAUUUUAGAUUUCAUUGGUAAUAAUGAGUCUCCACGUAAGAAAUUCCCCCCAAUGACGUCCUACCAUAGGAUGCUGUUACACAGAGUAGCCGCUUACUUUGGAUUAGACCACAAUGUUGACCAGAGUGGGAAGUCUGUCAUAGUAAACAAAACUAGCAAUACAAGAAUACCUGAUCAGAAAUUUAAUGAACAUAUUAAGGAUGAUAAAGGGGAAGACUUUCAGAAACGAUAUAUCCUCAAGAGAGAUAACUCUAGCUUUGACAAAGAUGAUAACCAGAUGAGAAUACGCUUGAAAGAUGACAGAAGAAGCAAAUCUAUAGAAGAAAGAGAAGAAGAGUACCAGAGAGCUAGAGACCGAAUAUUUUCCCAAGAUUCCCUGUGUUCCCAAGAGAAUUAUAUUAUUGACAAAAGAAUCCAAGACGAGGAUGCUAGUAGCACCCAGCAGAGACGCCAGAUAUUUAGAGUUAAUAAAGAUGCUUCAGGGAGAUCCACAAAUAGUCAUCAAAGCAGCACUGAGAAUGAUCUGAAGUACUCUGAACCCAGACCCUGGAGCAGCACAGAUUCAGACAGCUCUCUCCGAAACUUCAAGCCUGCUGUAACCAAAGCCAGCAGCUUCAGUGGAAUUUCAGUUCUGACAAGAGGUGAUAGUUCUGGAAGCAGCAAAAGCAUAGGCAGGCUUUCAAAAACAGGUUCUGAGUCUUCUGGUAGUGUAGGGUCAUCUACGGGCUCUCUCUCUCACAUCCAGCAGCCUCUUCCAGGUACAGCUUUCAGCCAGUCUUCUCAUGGCGCACCUGUCGUCUACCCAACUGUCAGCACUCAUAGUUCUCUUUCCUUUGAUGGUGGCCUAAAUGGGCAAGUCGCAUCUCCUAGCACUAGCUUCUUUUUGCUUCCCUUGGAAGCGACAGGCAUACCACCUGGCAGUAUUCUGAUCAACCCACAAACAGGUCAGCCGUUCAUAAACCCAGAUGGGAGUCCAGUUGUGUAUAAUCCUCCUAUGACUCAACAACCAGUUAGAACCCAAGUGCCUGGACCUCCACAGCCACCUCUGCCACCCCCACCACCUCAACAACAAGCAGCUAAUCACAUUUUCUCACAGCCUAUUCGUCCUCUGCAGUCCUCUUCACAGCCUGUUCAGUACUCUUCAGCCCCUUACCCAUCCCCGCUCCUGCCAGUCUCACCCACCCAGCAAUACUCCGUGCAGGAUACCCUUGGGUCUCAGUUUAGUCAUAUGAGUCUUGCCCGCCAGCCAUCUGCAGAUGGUUCUGACCCUCAUGCCACCAUGUUCCAGUCCACUGUUGUUCUUCAGUCCCCACAGCAGUCUGGUUAUAUCAUGACGGCAGCUCCUCCACCACCACCACCACCUCCGCCUCCUCCUCCUCCUCCUCCCCUACCACCUGGGCAGCCAGUCCCUACUGCUGGCUAUUCUGCCUCUGGUCAUCCUGUCAGCCAGCCUGUGCUCCAGCAGCAGGGGUUUAUUCAGCAGCCCUCUCCACAGAUGCCAGCCUGUUACUGUGCUCCAGGCCACUACCACUCCAGUCAACCUCAGUAUCGCCCAGUCCCUUCUGUCCAUUACAAUUCACAUCUAAACCAACCACUGCCACAGCCUGCACAGCAGACAGGUUAUCAAGUCAUGCCCAACCAGCAGCAGAACUACCAAGGACUAGUUGGAGUUCAGCAACCCCAGAGUCAGAGCCUAGUAGGCGGCCAGCCCAGUAGCAUUGGAAAUCAGAUUCAAGGAGUGGUCAUCCCCUAUCCUUCAGUGCCAUCAUAUCAGGUUUCACUGCCUCAAGUUUCUCAAGGAAUUGCCCAUCAGACUUAUCAACAGCCUGUUAUGUUCCCUAAUCAGCCUAAUCAAGGAUCUAUGCCCACAGCAGGAAUGCCAGUUUACUAUAGUGUCAUUCCACCUGGCCAACAAAAUAAUUUAAGCUCAUCAGUAGGUUACUUGCAACAUCCAGGAUCAGAACAAGUACAAUUUCCUCGAACUACUUCACCAUGCAAUUCCCAGCAGCUUCAAGGCCACCAGUGUGCAGCUAUGCCGCCUCCACCAACUGGUGGAAUGGUGAUGAUGCAGCUCAGUUUACCAAACAAUCCACAGUCUCGUGCCCAUUCACCCCCACAGUGGAAACAAAACAAAUAUUACUGUGAUCACCAGAGAGGACAGAAGUGUGUGGAAUUUAGCAGUGUAGACAAUAUUGUUCAGCACAGUCCUCAACUCAGUAGUCCCAUUAUUUCACCAGCUCAGUCACCAGCACCAGCUCAGCUGUCCUCCCUAAAAACUGUCCGUCCCUCUGGACCACCACUUUCCAUCAUACCCCAGUUUUCUAGACCCUUUGUUCCUGGGCAAGGAGAUGCCAGAUACCCGUUGCUUGGCCAGCCCCUGCAGUACAACCCUCCUGCUGUUCUGCAUGGACACAUUCCAGCCCAACAGGGUCAGUCUGGCAACAGGCACGGAAACCGAGGAAGGAAACAAGCUAAAAAAGCUGCAUCCACCGACCUUGGUGCAGGAGAAGCAGUUGUUGGGAAGGUCUUGGAAAUUACUGAACUGCCAGAUGGAAUAACUCGAAUGGAAGCUGAGAAGCUUUUUGGGGAACUCUUUAAAAUUGGCGCCAAGAUCCGGUGGCUCCGGGACCCCCAGUCUCAGCCCCAGCUUCGUCGUCACCCCCUCUGCUGUGGCAGCGGGGACAACACUGUUAACCCUGAACGCUCUAAACCUAGUGACUUGGCCUCCACAUACACCGUCUUAGCCACAUUCCCCUCCAUUUCAGCUGCGCAGAAUGCAUUGAAGAAACAAAUUAACUCGGUUAACAAGUUUAAGCUGAGAACGAGCAAGAAGCACUAUGACUUUCACAUUUUGGAAAGGGCAAGUUCUCAGUAACAGCCUCCAUGGACCUUUGACCUUUGUGAUUCCCCUGUCCUUGUCCAUCUUUAAUUGGCUUCGUACCUGGGGCUUCUAUUAAUAUGAUAGAGACUCCUAGGAUAUGUGGUUGUGGUGUUACAACUUAUGAAGACAGGCCAGUGAUCCAUCAGGGGGGAGGGAAUACACAUUUCACCCCAAAUGAUUAUAGAAAUCCACAUCAAAAUGAUACAGAGUUAGCAGCUUUUUCUGAGGAAAUGCUGUUCAAAUGCCUCCUAAAUUUUAUAGUUAUUUUGUUUUAUAUUUCUGAAUUCUUGUAUCAGAUCCAAAGCUCUAUUGUACAGCAAAUUAUUCUUCAAAAUGAUUACAACCAGUUGCAACCUGUAUUUUUUUUUUUUUUUUUUUCAGCCAGCACGGUUUGACCCACCAUAGAAUUUGGGGAGGAAAGAAUCCAGGAGUGGAAUAACCAAGAUGAAACCAUGUGCUGUCUUUUUGUGGGGCUGGAGAGUGACUAAGGAGAGCCCACAAAUAGAAGCUUAUUACUCUUCCCCUGUAUCUCCAAACACAGAAACAAAUUCUAGAAAAUAGAGAACUCCUUCAUAAGGUCCUUACUUUAUUCAUUUAGGUUGUAUGAACAUUAAGUGUAAGGUAAAUUAUGUUCUUAACGCCUCAAUCAAACCACUUAGAUUCAAAGGGGAAUAGAAUUACUCUAGGCAGGCAGAUACUUCCACUUUUUUUUUUAAGUGUCCCUUCAAUAACUAAAUGCCACUUUUGCAUUCCCCUCCUUGUGGAUUUUUUGUCACCCGAGGAAAUGCAUUUGAUCAGUGCUGGAAACUUCUUAAGUGGUUUAAAAUGUGUUUUCAUUGUUUGCAGCGGAUCACUGGACAUCGAAGAUUCAUUGCACUUAUGAACAAGGAAACUUUUUUUCAAUUUCUGUGUAAUUUGCAAGGCUGUACAAUGUGUGCUGAUGCAAGCAAGCCUUUUUCUGUUCAAGGAAUAAAUGUUUACAAGUGUA
Messenger RNA from Phacochoerus africanus (Common warthog), 4850 nucleotides. RefSeq names its product R3H domain containing 1 (gene R3HDM1). The record is from RefSeq and is a predicted model, not a curated record. Bases 410 to 3856 code for a protein of 1148 amino acids. The transcript has 28 exons. Gene Ontology annotation, molecular function: nucleic acid binding. NCBI's taxonomy places the organism in Eukaryota, Metazoa, Chordata, Mammalia, Artiodactyla, Suidae.